This is a messenger RNA of Hypoxylon trugodes, 1723 nucleotides long. RefSeq lists its product as uncharacterized. Gene Ontology annotation, biological process: endoplasmic reticulum tubular network organization. The transcript has 3 exons. Lineage: Eukaryota; Fungi; Ascomycota; Sordariomycetes; Xylariales; Hypoxylaceae. Gene Ontology annotation, cellular component: endoplasmic reticulum tubular network. The coding region runs from base 393 to 1535 and encodes 380 amino acids. The record is from RefSeq and is a predicted model, not a curated record.
GUGCUACGUAUGUACCUAUUUCGUAACCUGCACAUAACUUCGACAGCCAAUGAAUUUCUCUCGUUAGCUUCUUUAAUUGCUUCACCUGUCAUGUCGUCACAUCUGUCAUCAGGUCUCAACGCCCAGCUCGCCUGACCUUGAAUAGUGGCAGUACCUCUUUAGAAUUCCCUUGCAAUAGGGUAUUAUAGUCACUGCUACACUUCCUGUCACAAUCAAACCUAUCUCUCUUUUGUCCACCUCUAUUUAUUUGCCUAGUAUUUAUUCAUUUAUUCAUCUUUGGACAGGUAUCCUCUACAAUCAUUAUUAUUACUACUACCAUCGCCGCGACUUAUUUCCUUUCAUCACAACCCGCCAUGAUCCAUAGACGGUAGACCCGUCUUCAUACCGAAAUUAUGGUGUCUCUUUGGCCUUGGAAGGGCGAUGACUCUUCCCCUUCUUCCUUUGAGAAGACACUCUCAACCCUUUCCAACAAAAUAUCGAAUACCCAAGCACAACUCGAUCGACUACGAUCCAACUCUCGCCGAAUCAAAGUACUCUGGACCCUCUACCUCGCUUUCGCCUACCUUGUAUAUGCUAUCGUCUUGACCCUAGUAGUAGGGUGGAAGAAUCUUGGCCCGUGGGAGUGGACUGGAGUAGCCGGUGGCCCUGUAUUAAUCUAUCUUAUAAGAACUCUGACGAAUGCCUACUUCAGCUUUCGCAUCGAAACGGUAGAAUCUCGCCUAAAGGACUACAAAACCGAUCGCACGAAAACGAUUCAAAAGUUGAAGGAUGCUACCAAAUACGACUCCACCCUAGAGUUACUCGAGAAAUAUGGAGGAUCAGGAGAAAAGCGAAACCAGGCGAAGAAGCAAGACGGGAGCGGUCAAGGCCAUGAUCAACAAUUAAGAGCACCCGACAAGAAUGGUCGACCAAGUACAGCUCCCGAAUCGCCAGGCGGAAGAAUCAACAUACCUCCCCCACCAACCGCCAACAUUCAAAGACCGCCUUAUCUUGCUGCUCCAGACGCCGCCCAACAUCACCUAGGUCCCAACCCUUUGCCGCGUCGGCACGUGUCUUCACCAGUUCAACAAUACACAGAAGAGUUCGCCCCUAAUGCUGGACCUCUUCCCCAUCCUUACCCCCAGUACGACGUGCACCCGGGUCCACCCCGUUGGUACGACCGCAUCAUGGAUCUUAUGCUCGGCGAAGACGAGAUGGCCCCGAAGAAUCGCAUGGUACUAAUAUGCAAAAAAUGCCGUCUUGUUAAUGGUCAAGCACCUCCAGGAACAAAGUCUCUAGCAGAUUUAGGGACGUGGAAAUGUAUGUCCUGUGGAACAUUAAAUGGAGAAAUAGAUGAGGGCAAGAAGAUCAUCCGAGAAGUACUUGGGUCGUCAAAUAAAUUAAAUGUCGACUCGAGAGCCGAGGAUAGGGAUAGUGACCUAUCCAGCGACAUAGUGAAAGUCGAAGAUGAUAGCGAGGGUGUCCACGAUACCGACGGUGAAGAGAGACGAUCGAGUCUCAGACUUCGCAAUAAAACGUCACGAAUGGUGCCAUAAUUCAUGUAUUGUCAUAAUAUACUACUUAUUUACGGCCUGUCUCCAUAUGCUGUAUCCAUCCUUUCAGACAAGCCCAAUCAUGAUAUGUUUUUCCGCCACCAAAUUUUGGUGUCCUCAAUAUUAACACUCCGGAGAUCGAGACGCAGAGACCUAUGCUAGACAAGCGGCAAGCAGGAGCAAACAGUAUA